This is a messenger RNA of Paramuricea clavata, 1630 nucleotides long. The record is from the annotation of a GenBank genome assembly. NCBI's taxonomy places the organism in Eukaryota, Metazoa, Cnidaria, Anthozoa, Malacalcyonacea, Plexauridae.
AUGUAUAGUUACGAGACUGUCAAGUCUGCGUUUGUAGACAACGAUCUUGAGUCUAUAAGAAAGGUGAACGAAUAUAUGUUGAAGCAAAUCGGUGCUUCAAAUACAAAAUCUAUGGAUGAGCUCUUAGACGCUAUCUAUGACACCAAAUCCAGUCUGGCUAGGAAUUUUGGUGCAGAGAUUUUUAUACCAGCAUUUGCUCAUCAACAACAGAAGAAGUGUACAGCAAUAAGGUAAGGAGAUUAUAUGUAUAUAUUGGUUCUUAGUAAGUGUGUUUAUCACGCCAGUAAAAGCCGCUUGGGCGCCUUGUAUAAAUUUGCAUUUUUCUGCGCGAUUGGUCAAGACAGUUCAAAGGUUAUUUAUAUCAUUGUAUCGUGCCAACAAUGCACAAGCCAUUGGGUCGCUUUUAUAUUCCUAAUAAUCGUUCAUAUUAGCAUUGUUUGUAUCGGGUAAGGUUUUAUUGAUGUAUUUGUUCGCUUGAACCGGUAAUUACAGCACAUGCCGCAUGGUCUGGUGUUUAUGCUGUUUUGUAAUACGAUAUCUUGAAUUCAUAUCAACAUAUUUUUACCUUCCUGUCAGCACAACAUGAAUUAUAUCUGCUAGAAUUUUAUGUGAACAAUUUAUAUUUAUAGUAGUAUACUUUAAUAUUUAACUUAUUAAUUUAUACAUUAUUUUUUGUUCCUUCAAUUCACUUAGGUCUGAAGCUUCUGGCAAUUGUUUGUAUAGUUCUGUGUCUCUGGUACUGGUAGGUGAUAACAGUUUAGUGAAAAUUUUGAGGAUAUUAACCUCAGUUGAGCUUUUUAUGAAUGCGAAUUUUUAUUCUGAACACCCUUGCUUUUUGUCUGCUGUGAACGAACAUAGUGAAUACUUUAGGAAUUCUAUUAACAAUCUUUUACCUUUGUCUGUGUCUAUGGAGUGUUUAGAUACAGAUUCAACCAAGGAUAACUUGGUAGAGCAGGUAGCUAUUUUAAAUUGUGGUGAUAAGAAAUGGUCAUCAUUUUUAUGUAUUCUAGGUCUUUCGUCUGUUUUACGUAGAAAUAUACAUACUUACUACCCUGAUGCUGGUGCGGAUAGAUAGAAAUUGUUUUUUAAUAGGCUAGUUCAGCCACGCCAGAAUCCUCAGAAAGGUGUAGAUGAUAUUCAUAUUUUAUUUUGCCAUGAAGGUGAUAUUAAACCUGGAGAAGCUUUCCAGCCUAAUCAUUUUGUACCUCUUCGUUUUCAUUCACACAAGCAUAAACGGAAAUGUUCUGCAGAUUCACAGAUUUCAACAGUAACAAAGAAGCAGGAAAUGGUCCCUAUUUUUCCCAAACGAGCAAUAACCAAGAAGCAAAAACUGACCCCUAUUUUGCCAAAGAAAGCAUCAAAUAAAGCGGAUGCUAAUAUAUUAAAUUUUUUCACUAUAGCGGACAAGCCCACUGUUGUUGUCAAUCCUGCAUGCCAGAAGGCCCCUAAUGAGACUUUUUCUUCUGCCACACAACUUGAUGCUCAUAAAUUAGACGAGUUUGCAACACCAAACUCCACUUCUCAACAUUCGUCAACUAAAACACAACAAAGUACUACUUCUCUUCCAGCAACAAAUAUGGUACAGACUUUUGCAGAGGUAAAACAUGAUUUUACCCCUAAUUUUGAUUGA